GCCGUUUUGACUGCCGGGUUGUUCCUCUCUUUGAUUUUUUGGUCUCACUCUCACAGUUCCCGGGCGCCCAGCAGCCGACCAUCCUCUAAGACUCACAGCAGGCAGCACCGACUACCUCCCUCUCUUUCCUCUCCGGUUCUCCCUCCUACCACUUUUUCUUCUUCUUCAUCGAUUUCUUCUUCUUCUAUUUUUUUUCUUCGGUUCUUCUUUCUUCUUCUCUUGCCCUGGAGACUUUUUUUUUUUGCUGUUGUAGUUGCUUGAGAUUUUUAUUCUUCUUCGAGUUUUCAAUCUGCUGUUGUUGCUGGAGGCUUUUUAUUUUUGGUUCCUUCUCAUGUAGCUGAGAUAUAUGCAUUUUGUUGUUGGAUUUUGAUAUGAUUUGCAGGCAGGUUUAAUUUUUGGCGUGAUUUGUAGUUUUCGCAGAUAGAUUGUGAGAAAUUGUUUUUGCAACGUGUAUUGCAAUUUGUAAAUUGAAAUUUUGGUGUAAUUUGUGGUUUCUUUUAAUAAAUUGAUUAAUUAAUUGAAAUUUCUUGCAUCUGGAUUAUAUUUCGUUCUAGCUUGUUUAGUUCUUUUAUCUUCUGAUUCAAUCUGGAAUUUGUUUCUGUUCCUUCGUUUGCAAAAGUUGAUGAUUGGGUUCUAUUUUUUUUGUUUGAUUGAUAUCUUAUGAGCGUUCUAUUCUUGAUUCUGGAAGCUGUUUGAUUGCUGAAUCGGAACUGAUGAAUCCAACUGAACCGAUUUUUUCUUGUUCGGUUAGGUUCUUAAAUUCAAUUUGAUUCCUUUUUCAUAUAAUGAAUUUUUAUUUUGAUUUCAGGUUGGUUUGAAACUGAACCAACCCACCCAUUGCACACGCAAGCUGUCUUCACAAGACUUAAAUUUCGGCUUCAAGUUCAUUGAAAACUCAGUUUAUCUUUAUGGGUUUUAUUUACUUUCAUGCAUUGUCCUUCCAAAUUUGCAUUAGCUAUAUAGCCUAUGUUACAUGUAUAUUUGUUUACGCAAGCUUGUUAAUUGUAAUCUACACUUGCGGAUGCAUGCUUGUUUGUAUGGAUGGAUGUAUGUGUAAAGGCGUGUAGUUGGAGACCGUGUUGUUAAGUUGAAAAUUAUUUUGCUUAUAGUUUAAUUGCAGUAGAUAUGAAAUAUUUACCCUGCAGAAUGCAUAUUGAACAUGUGGUCCUAGUGAGGAGUCAAACCAAGUUUGAGAACUCCUAUAUGUAGUUGAUUCUUAAUCGAUGAAUUGCAAAGAGGCUUGAUUUCCUUGGUUUUUCCCCAAAUUUUCAGAAUAGUGUAUUGAAAGCACUUUCUUGUGCGUAAGGGCCAGCUGAUAGUUUUUUAUCCUUAGCCACUAUGUUCAGUUACAUGGACCUUAUCUUUUUUCUUGUUAAAUUUCUUUACUUCUCAUUUUCAAAAUUUUAAAUUUCAAGCAUUGCAAUUGCAUGAAGUGCCCUUCUUUAAUUGGCUUCUAAUUCUGUGCCCUUUUAUCCUUAAAUUGGAAUGUCUUUACCAAGCAUAUCAUGUACAUUGGAAUGUCUUUACCAAGCAUAUGAUGUACACUUUGUCAUUUUUCAGUUGAUUGAUUUAUGGUCUUGAACCUUAUCUUUGCAGGUAAACAGUAAAGAGUAAGUUUGUGAUUCUGACAGUGUAAUUUUUUUUUUAUCGUAUUUCUCCAUGAAGUUUACAUGCUUGAAUAAAGGGAAUGGUUUUCAUUUGCCCCCAUGUUAUGUUCUCCAUGUGAGUGGGUUUAGGAUAUUGCUUGAUUGCCCACUGGACCUUUCAGCUCUCACAGUCUUUUCUCCUGUUCCUGCUGAUUUUUGUCCCUCGCUGCUUGAUGAAUCUUCUAAUUGUUCAUUCCAUGAAUCUUUGAAUAUGGAAUCAAAGAGUGCAAAGAGGCAUAAAAUUGAAAAGCCCCUUGAUGCAAAAGAUUUAAUAUAUGCAGAGCCAUGGUACAAAACUCUAAAGAACUUGCACAUUUGGGAUCCUUCUUUUAUUGAUAUUGUAUUGAUUUCAAGUACAAUGGGCAUGCUUGGGCUACCAUUUCUUACUCGAAGUAAGGGCUUUUCUGCCAAGAUAUAUGCAACUGAAGCAACUGCAAGAAUCGGUCAACUUAUGAUGGAGGAUCUUGUCUCGAUGCAUAUGGAAUUCCGGCAUUUUUAUGGUUCUGAGGAGUCUGAUUCUCCUCAAUGGAUGAAGUGGGAAGAGCUUGAAUUACUUCCAUCUUUUCUCAGGGAAAUGGCCAUAGGUCAAGAUGGAUCAGAGCUGGGUGGAUGGAUGCCACUGUACAGUUCAGUGGAUGUGAAGGAUUGCUUGCAGAAGGUUCAAAAGCUGAAGUAUGCUGAAGCAGCCUGCCAUAAUGGGGCAUUGGUUAUAAAGGCAUUGAGCUCAGGCUUAGACAUAGGCUCUUGUAAUUGGACUGUUGAAAGCCCAGAAGGAAAUAUUUCAUGUUUGUCAAGCUCUAUAUUUGUGUCUGCUUGUGCGAUGGAGUUUGACUAUCGUGCUUUGCAAGGGGCUGAUCUGAUCUUGUAUUUGGACUUCUCAUCUGAGGAUGUGAUAGAAGAUGUUGAACAUCAUGAUAACUAUUCUUCUCCAACUACUAACAAUUUGUCAACACUCAGUGAUGAAGAUAAUUGGAAAGAAUUGAAUGAAUGCUUAUUGAGAAAUGAUGAGAGCAUAGAGGAAAGCAAGAAACUAGCUUUUAUAUGCUCAUGUGUUGUGGAUUCUGUUAAGGCUGGUGGUUCUGUCCUUAUUCCCCUGAGUCGACUUGGAAUUGUUCUGCAGUUGCUGGAGCAGAUACCAAUUUCCCUUGAAUCUUCAGCUGUAAAGGUUCCAAUAUAUGUUAUCUCUUCUGUAGCGGCAGAGCUACUGGCGUUCACCAAUAUUAUACCAGAAUGGCUUUCCAAACUCCGGCAAGAGAAGCUGUUUUCUGGUGAGCCAUUGUAUUCGCACAUCGAGCUCAUGAAAGGAAAGAAGCUAUAUGUGUUUCCUGCUAUUCAUUCACCCAAUCUGAUAGCCAAUUGGCAGGAACCAUGCAUUAUUUUUGCUCCUCACUGGAGUCUGCGGCUUGGUCCUAUUGUUCAUUUGCUUCGUCGUUGGUGUGGGGAUCGAAACUCUUUACUUGUUUUAGAGGAUGGAUUGGAUGCUGAUAUGGCUCUCUUGCCUUUCAAGCCAAUAGCAAUGAAGGUUCUACAUUGUUCAUUUCUUUCUGGAAUACGGAUGACGAAAGCUCAACCUUUGCUGAAGAUAUUGCAGCCAAAGAUAGUUAUGUUUCCAGAGGUUUUGAAGCAGCAGAUCAAUGUUUCAAAGUUGAAUUCACAUUCAUUUUCAGUCUUGUACUACAAUGAAAAUGAAACACUAGAUAUACAAAGCUUUAAAGACAAUGUGGAUCUAGAAAUUUCGACAAACUUGGCUAAUCGAUUCUGUUGGAGAAAGCUGGUACAGAAUAAUAUGGAUGUCACAAGACUGGAAGGACAGCUACUCAUAGAUGAGAGCAAACAUUGGUUGGUUUCUGGGAACAAAGUGUCAGACACCUCACAGAAUAGACCACUACUGUAUUGGGGUUUGCUUGAUAUGGGGAAGCUUCUCACCAUAUUGUCAAAGAUGGGGAUUAGUGGAUCUAUAGAACAAGGCUUGAAUGAUGCUGAAUCAGAUAGUGUCGGGAUCAUACAAAUACAUGGUCCAAACAAAGCAUUGAUAGAAGUUAGAGCAACAAGAACUGUUAUCACUGCUCCUGAUGAGAAUUUAGCUGCACUCAUUUUUGAAGCUAUUAGUACUCUUUUGGAUGGCAUUUAGAAGGGCAUUCACAUAAGCUGAAGUAGCUGAAGCUUGGAUUGCCUGUGGUCCACAAUGUUAUGCUAGUUCUAGUUGAAUUCUAAUUUCUAGGCCAAUCCAAACAAGGCUUCUAUACGAAAAAAAAAAGCUUCAGUGUGCUCUUAAUUCUUAUUCUUUAUAAUGGGCAGCUGAUCAUUUUUGUCCCCAGGUGAUGAACUGCAUUGAUAUAUUCAGUCACAGGCUUUGCAGUUUAUGAUUAACCACAUAGAUGUAGCAAUAACUAAAUCUGUUAUCUUGGCCCAAGUUGGAAUCUCAUGAAGCACUUGUAAAUUCUUUCUUUUGCUGGUUUCCUAUCUUCUGAUUUGUUUUGUAUGUAAGCUAAACUUCAGAUAUUGUUUUCUUUUUAUAUAAAGCAAAUUAUUUAGUAUUUA
Messenger RNA from Hevea brasiliensis (rubber tree), 4187 nucleotides. RefSeq lists its product as uncharacterized. Lineage: Eukaryota; Viridiplantae; Streptophyta; Magnoliopsida; Malpighiales; Euphorbiaceae. The coding region runs from base 1660 to 3777 and encodes 705 amino acids. Gene Ontology annotation, biological process: snRNA processing. Gene Ontology annotation, cellular component: integrator complex. The record is from RefSeq and is a predicted model, not a curated record. The transcript is spliced from 11 exons.